AUUUGACCGAUAUUCUUCAUUCUGAUCACACCGACGAUGAACUGAUAAAAGAUUCCAAAAUUGUGUCAAAUUUAGAAGAUGUCGUCAUGGGAUGGGAAAGGCAUAUUCUUAAAGUCAUAGAAAGUUAUUUAGCCAAGACCCCUCUAGGAAAUGGCCCUCUUCCAGAAUAUGAAUAUUGGCAUGAGAGAGAAGCGGCCUUGAGCUCAAUUGUGGAACAAUUGAAAAAGCCCACUCUUGUCAGAAUUAGUAACAUUUUAGAGAAAGCCAAAUCUCCUGUCAUUGAUGGAUUUAUUCAUUAUCAAAUAGAUUUGAGAAGGUAUUAUAGCCAGGCAAAGGAAAACGUAAAGUUUUUGUCAACUAUCCAAAGACAGCUGAAGGUAAUCUCUCUUGAGAAUGACUUCUGGAAAGUUAAAGAAUGCAUACCACAACUAAUAGAUGGCUUACAUUUGAUAUGGGUUCUGUCGAGUUAUUAUAAUACGGAUGAAAUUAUGGUACCCUUCAUGGAAAGAAUAGUAUGGAGUUUAUUGGAGAAAGUUCGAACUAGCCUCGAUAAUGAGACACUUUUCAGAAAACCCAUUGAUGAAGUGAAAAGUCUCACUUCAGUUGCAAGAGAAAUGUUAGAAACGUGGAAAUCUUCAUAUUUACACACUAGACAGAAAAUUGAAGAUUCUGGAAAGGGACAGCGCUGGGAGUUUGACAAAAGAAAACUCUUUUCGGCUUCGGAUUACAUGGCAAUUGUUUGUAAAGAUCUACACGAAGUAGCUACAAUUAUCUACCAUUUCAAAAACAUUUUCGGUCCAGAAUUGAGAGCUAUUGUCAGCGAUCCUCAGAGUAUAGAUAAUGUGGCUAAACGAGUGGAUAAGUUGGUGGUUCAGAUCGAGAAUACGGACUUCGAUAUUUUCGAUCUGAAUUGUAAGGAGAAUUGGGAAGCUAUAAUGCAGAACUUCUACAAAGAAGUACGUCAACUUGAAUUGGAAGGAGUGAGCUUCAUUGAUCAAAGCUUCAAAAUGAUUAGAUCUUCCGAAAGUGCGUUGGAGAUGCUUUUGAAGUUCAAGCACAUAGAAACGAGACAGAUGAUACUGAACAAAUUGAUGUUGAAGUUCGACGUCAUUCUAGAUCAGUAUAUGAAAGAAGUAUUGGCUGUCGAUGAUAAUUUCACAAGAAACAAGAGACAUCCUAUUUUGUGCAAAAACAUUCCACCUAGCGGAAGUGCAAUUUAUUGGGUACGUCUCCUUUACUGCAAGUUGAAGAGGCCCAUAUUGAAGUUUCAAAGAGUACCCGAGUUGAUGAAUUCUCCUUUGAAAGUUGAAACUUUUUCAUCUUACUUGAAAUUCGCCAAAGAACUGAAAGCCUAUGAACAAGGUAAAUUUGACGAAUGGUUGAACACGUUUGGGUCUUCUAUGGAUGCCUGUCUACAAAUGGAUAUUUUGAGACUCGGAAACGCAAACAAAAAAGGAACUUUUUACAAACCGCCUAAAACCGGACAAUCUCAAGGAAAGUUGUCAAUUAGUAUCGGUACUAGUCAGAUGUCAAGAAGCACGAAAGUUACAAAACCGUCCAGUAAAAAUACCAGCACAAGUCGAUCUGCCAACACAAUCAUGGAAAGGAUACAUUCCCAGAGAAACCUCACAUGGCACGAAAUCAUGGGCAACUAUGUUGUAGCAGAUUUGGGUUUACAGUUUGAACUGAAUUUUGAGGAGGGUUUAUGGCACUACUUUAGGUGCGCUGAACUUUUGGAAAGGUUGAAUUUUGUCCUACCAGAGAAUAUUCGAAUGAUUGCAGUGAGGAAAGAAAAAAUACAGAAGAAUGUCUACGCAGUAAGCACUAUGGUGAAACAGUAUAAUGAUAUUGUUGAGAAACUUACAGAACCCCAGAUGCAUCUUCUAAGAGACGUUCUUAAAGAUGUCGAAUUGAAUAUACAACCCGGUUUGAUGAGAAUAAAAUGGUCUUCUUUGGGAAUUACCGAGUUUGCUGAAAAUUGUUCAAUAAUGGUUGUCAACUUGAAAACCCUUUUCCGCCAAAUUGAACAUAUAGAAAAUGACCUACAGAAAAGAGUUCGCUUGCUAUCCUCUUCAAACUUGUUUGAUUUCGUAACAGUAGAAGAAGAACCUACGCGAUUGACGUGCAAAGAUUUUUUUAGCGCGAUGUACGACAAUCGCACCGAGAAAACUUCGAAGGCGAUGAAAAUUUACGAAUCGUUCGGUCCUAUAUUGAUCAAGCUGGAAGCGAUGAUCUUGAACACCAACACCGGUAGAUCCCCUGCGAUGGCUAACUACUACUCUUAUUGGGAAGCGGAGCUGUUUAAAGCAUUGGUGUCUAUGACAUUACGAAAUAUAGAGACAUUCACCACCAAAAUCGGGGCGAAAGAUCUACUCUUCGAAGUAGAUGCUGUAGUGAUAACUCCAGAGAUAUUAUUAAGACCCACAGCUACGGAGAUUUACAAUAUAUUCGUAAGAAACUCCAAAGAUUUUUUGGAACGGUUGAAAAUGUUUCCCAGGUGGAUGGAUGGUUCCUGCAUUCCCUGCAAACCAAUCAAACUCCCUGACAAUGAGGAUUUUUUGCACUCUUUUUUCGAUGAUAUCAUUAGGGUUCAAGAUGUGAGUGAAGCGAUGGCGAAGCUGGUUGAACAGGCCAAUAAAGUCAUAAUCAUUGUUAAUAGGCAGCUGCAGAAGUGGAAACGAUACAGGAACCUCUGGUCUCAUGAUAAAGUGUCUACGUGCGAAAAAUUCAUUCAAAAAAACACGUCAUUGUCGGUUUAUGACGAAAAAUUCAUGUUCUACAAUGAAAUAAUGGAGAACAUAUGUGUCUAUAACCCACUCAUCACUGUUGGUAGCGUUCAGCUCAAUUUGCGUCCUCUGCUGGAUACCAUAGUAAACCACUGCGUGGAGUGGAAAAACACACUUGGUCAGCUCAUAGACGAAAAUACGAAAGUGAAAAUGGAUGAAAUGCAACAAAGAAUCGAAGAACUCAGAGUUGCUGUUCGACAAAACAUUAAAGGUUUGAAUCGAUUCAAGGCUGUCAUGCAAGCUAUAGCUGCUAUACAAAGAGGUAACAUUUCCGCCGAACUAGACUAUCUAAACUACCAGGAAACAUAUAGGGUUCUACGACAGCAUUCGAUAAUGUUUCCACCGGAGAACGAAGCGCAAGCCCACAGACUUGAGAAAGAAUGGAAGGAACUACUCCUUUCUGGUUUAUAUCGAGAACAAACUCUAGAAUCUACAAAAGAACGAUUUGCUGGUCUAACACUUAAAGAAAUUACAGACUUUUGUUCAGUUUUAGCCGAAUUUUUGGAGAAAUACGAGAAGGAAGGUCCAGGAGCCGUAGGCGAUGACUUAGACCAUGGUAUGAAGCUGAUGGAAGAUUACAGAACCCAGUUUGAAGAGCUGGAAGCUCGUCGUAUAGAGCUCGUGAAUGCCGAAAUGCUAUUCGACAUUCCUCUUGCUGACUAUUCAGACUAUUUAAAAGCGAAAGGCGACUUUGACAGCAUGGAGAUUCUAUACAAACUCUAUAAAUCCUUGAAGAAUGCCAGAGAGGUUUGGGGAAAAACACUUUGGGCCAACUUGAAUCCUUCCGCAUUGGUAGAUGGCAUAGACGGUUUUCUUAAGAACUUCAGGAAGCUACCGAAAGAAACAAGAAGUAUAGCUGUUGGUGUUACAUUAGAUAUGCAGAUGAAACAAUUCCGGAAUGCGGUUCCUCUGAUGGUCGCUUUGAAAAACGAAGCACUCCGGGAACGGCACUGGAAACAAUUGAUGGCUAAGACGGGAAUAGAAUUCGAUAUGUCACCUGAUAGGUUCACGUUAGAUAAUAUGUUCGCCAUGGAGCUACAUCGAUUUCAAGAUAUAGCUGAGGAGAUAAUUAACAACGCCAUCAAAGAACUGAGCAUCGAAAAAGGGGUCAAAGAAAUUGCCGAGACCUGGGGAACGAUAAGCUUUACAAUUCACAAACAUUUGAAAGGAACCGAAGAUCGUGGGUACCUUAUAGGAGCGACAGAGGAUAUAGUUCAGGUAUUGGAAGAUAAUUCAAUGAAUCUUCAGAGCAUGGCUGGUUCUCAGUUUGUAGGACCAUUUUUGCCUCAAGUACAGAAGUGGGAAAAGGCUUUGGCAAAUAUUGGUGAGGUUAUAGACGAAUGGUUAGCUGUACAGAGAAAAUGGCUAUAUUUGGAGGGAAUUUUCGUUGGGGGAGAUAUAAGAGCUCAACUACCAGAUGAAGCAAGGAAAUUUGACGAUAUCGACAAAUCGUUCAAAAAGAUAAUGUUAGAAACAGCAAAAAAACCGAUAGUUUUAGAAUGUUGUAGUGUACCGGGUCGGCUGGAAGACUUUCAAACCUUAGGUUUCGGACUAGAUCGCUGCCAAAAAUCCUUAAAUGAAUAUCUCGACUCCAAGCGUCGAAGGUUUCCACGAUUCUACUUCAUCUCUACUGAGGAAUUGCUCUCGAUUCUCGGAAGCAGCGAUCCCAAUGUUGUACAGGACCAUAUGAUCAAAAUGUUUGACAAUAUAAAAUCGCUCAGAUUCAAUUCAGAUAGCCAAGAACGCGUUAUAGCCAGCGCCAUGGUUUCCUCAGAAGGUGAGGUGAUGCUGUUUCGGAACCCGGUGAACAUCGAAGGGAAAGUAGAGGAGUGGAUGAAUGACGUUCUCAAAGAGAUGCGGCGAUCUAAUAGGUUUAUUACAAAAAGUGCAAUAUUUUACUAUGGAAAAAUCCGCCAGCCUCGCACUAAAUGGAUGUUGGAGUAUCAGGGAAUGGUUUGUUUGGCAGGAAGUCAAGUAUGGUGGACAGCGGAAGUUGAGAACGUAUUCGGGAAAUUCAAAAAAGGGAACAAACGCGCGAUGAAGGAAUACCUAGAACAGUUGAACAAACAGCUGGAUGAAAUUGUGAUAACUGUGCGAGCCGACUUAACGGCUAAUGAUCGAACGAAAUUCCGUACGAUAGCAAUCGUGGAAGUUCAUUCACGCGAUAUCGUUGAAAAUUUUGUACGCGACAGUGUAACCGAUGCCCAAGAGUUUGAAUGGGAAAGUCAACUUAGAUUUUACUGGAUCAACAAUAUGGAUAAUUUAUGGGUGACGCAGUGUACAGGUUCCUUCGAAUAUGGUUAUGAAUAUAUGGGGUUGAAUGGCAGACUGGUUAUAACUCCUUUGACAGAUCGAAUUUACCUCACUAUUACCCAAGCUUUGAUAAUGCACAUGGGAGGCGCACCUGCAGGUCCCGCAGGUACGGGAAAAACCGAAACCACUAAAGAUCUAGCAAAAGCCAUGGCUCUGCUGUGCAUAGUGACAAAUUGUGGGGAAGGUAUGGACUUUAAAGCCAUUGGGACCACGCUUGCGGGUUUGGCACAAUGUGGCGCUUGGGGAUGCUUUGACGAGUUCAACAGAAUCGAUAUUUCAGUCCUCUCCGUUAUUUCCACUCAACUGCAGACUAUCCGUAGCGCUCUUAUGAUGAAAUUGGAACGUUUCACUUUCGAGGGUGUCGAAAUAAGCCUUGAUUCGAAAGUAGGCAUCUUCAUCACAAUGAAUCCGGGUUAUGCAGGUCGAACUGAAUUACCAGAGUCUGUGAAAGCUCUUUUCAGACCAGUCGUGUGUAUCGUACCAGACUUGGAAAUGAUUUGCAUGAUCUCACUCUUCUCUGACGGUUUCUUGGAGUCGAAAGUAUUAGCGAAAAAGAUGACAGUACUGUAUAAGCUUGCGAGGGAGCAACUAUCAAAACAGUUCCAUUACGACUGGGGAUUGAGGGCAUUGAAUGCCGUUCUUAGGAUGGCAGGAGUCCUGAAAAGAGCUUCUCCUGAUAUCAAAGAAGCCCUGGUACUCAUGAGAGCUCUAAGAGACAUGAACCAUCCCAAAUUUGUGUACGAAGACGUACCUCUUUUCUUGGGUUUAAUAAGAGAUCUCUUUCCUGGUAUGGAUUGUCCAAGAGUGGGAUAUCCCGAUUUGAAUGCUGCUAUCGAAGAGGUACUCAGAGCUGGCGAGUAUAUCGUUCUGCCGUACCAGGUCGACAAAGUGGUUCAGAUGUACGAGACAAUGAUGACGCGGCAUUCCACUAUGCUUGUAGGUCCUACAGGAGGUGGUAAAACCGUUGUCAUCCAAACACUAGCUAAGGCUCAAACAUCGAUGGGCUUGAAUACCAAAAUAUAUACAUUGAAUCCGAAGGCAUGCUCCGUCAUAGAACUGUAUGGUAUUUUAGAUCCCUUGACGCGCGACUGGACGGACGGUUUACUCUCCAAUAUCUUCAGAGAAAUGAACAAACCGACCGAAAAACAAGAAAGACGCUAUAUUCUAUUCGAUGGUGACGUAGAUGCUCUCUGGAUCGAAAACAUGAACUCCGUUAUGGACGAUAAUAAGCUACUUACCUUAGCAAAUGGCGAGAGGAUUCGUUUACAAACACCCGUUUGUGCGCUUCUGUUCGAAGUCGGCGAUUUACAGUUCGCCUCACCCGCUACCGUAUCCAGAGCAGGAAUGGUAUACGUUGAUCCCAAAAAUCUCGGAUAUCAGCCAUAUUGGGACAGGUGGGUGAAAGGACGAAGAAACCCACUGGAGCGAGAAGCUUUCCAAGAACUUUAUGUUAAGUUCGUUCCGGAUUUGAUGAAUUAUGUCCUAGAAGGAACUCUUGGAAAUAGACAGGUUAACCCUUUGAAGACAGUCAUUUCGCAGACCGGGCUGAACAUGAUAACACAAUUGUGUUAUAUGUUAGAUGCAAUCAAACCACAACCAGUGGAUGAAGUUAUUAAUUCUGAAGAACCUGUCGAUACGGACCUGCUAAGCGCCGUAUUUGUAACUUGUCUGUAUAAUUCUGUGGGUGCAGCUCUGAUAGAUGAUUGCCGAUUAGAGUUUGAUGAUUACAUGAAGACACAGAUAUCACUACUGCCAGCAGAUGACAAUAUGGAUGAUAGGUCUGAUCUCAGGCAUAUUCCUACAGCUUUUCCUACCCUAUAUGACUAUUUCUUGGACAUUAAAGAAGAACGGUGGGUUGCUUGGAAGUGGCUGGUUCCUGAAUAUGUUCAUGAAAGAGAAAAACGGUUCUCAGAAAUUUUAGUACCAACUGUAGACACUGUGAAAGUAACAUAUCUAUUAAAUCUGAUGAACAAAAUCAGAAGACCCAUCAUAUUAAUAGGUGAAACGGGCACUUCAAAAACCGCCAUAAUCCAGGAUUUUCUUCGAAACUUGGAUCAAGAAGUGUACAUUUUAUUGAAUAUCAACUUUUCUUCCCGAACCUCCUCAAUGGAUGUCCAAAUGAACUUGGAAUCAUCAGUGGAGAAAAGAACUAAGGAAAUAUAUGGUCCUCCGAUGGGGAAAAAGCUUAUUUGCUUCAUAGACGACAUGAACAUGCCUCAAGUGGACGAAUAUGGCACGCAACAACCAAUAGCCCUUCUCAAGUUAUUGUUUGAAAAGGGCGGUUUUUAUGACAGAGGUAAAGACCUGAACUGGAAGCUGCUGAAAGACAUUUCAUACUUCGCUGCAAUGGGUGUUGCCGGCGGUGGAAGAAACGAAGUUGAUCCUCGAUUCAUGUCUAUGUUCACCGUAAUAAACUUAGUAUUUCCAACAUCGUCAACCCUUCAGCACAUUUAUGAAUCUAUUUUGAGUGGACACCUUUCAGUGUUUUCAGAGGAGGUGCAAAUUGCACCGAUCCUAAUGACAAUCACUCUGAACUUAUAUAAUAUCUGCGUCUCACAACUACCCCCAACACCCAGCAAGUUUCAUUAUAUCUUUAAUAUGCGGGAUUUGUCUCGGAUAACAGCUGGAAUGUGUAUUACGACACCAAAAUUUUUUUCGACUCUACCUCAAAUAGUAAGAGUUUGGAGGAACGAAUUUACGCGAGUGAUAUGCGACAGACUGAUUAACAAUGAAGAUCAGGUGUUAAUGUCUACCAAUAUAUUGGAUCAGCUAAACAAAGGUUUUCCGAAAAAAGAACCACAAGUCAAAGAAAAACCAAAUGUUGAUGAUGAAGAUUUUGUUUUUCGUCCCGACGAACCACCUGCUGAGAUCGAGGAAACCCAUGAAGAUCGAGUCGACGUUGUGGAUUAUGUCAUGAGAGAUCCUCUCCUCUUUGGCGACUAUCGAAACGCAUCGAACGAAGGUGAACCUCGCUUUUACGAAGACUUGCUGGACUAUGAUGCUAUCUAUUUCUUAUUUCAAGAACUGAUAGAAUUAUAUAACGAACGUAAGUCGAAAAUGGACAUCGUGCUCUUCAACGAUGCUUUAGAGCAUUUGACGAGAAUUCAUAGAGGAUUGCGACUAGAAAGAGGGCAUGUAAUGCUGGUGGGGGUCGGUGGAUCAGGAAAAAGAAGCUUGACCUACCUUGCUGCAUUCACUGCUGGAUGUGAAGUAUUUGAAAUCACUCUCUGCAGGGGGUAUAAUGAGACAAUGUUCAAAGAAGAUUUGAAAAAAUUAUACUCCCAAUUGGGAAUUGACAGGAAGCCGACGGUGUUUUUCUUCACAGCAGGACAAAUUGUGGAAGAAGGAUUUCUAGAGUUCAUUAAUAAUAUAUUGAUGAUUGGGUACGUUCCGUCUUUAUUCACAGAUGACGACAAAGAACAAAUCAUAAACCAAUGUAGAAUUCCCGCUAAAAACGCCGGAUAUGGUAUUGCGAAAGACAGCGUCUGGCAUUACUUUAUCCACCAAUGCCAAGACAACUUACACGUAGUAUUGUCUAUGUCUCCAACAGGGGAAAUUCUCAGCAAGCGAUGUAGAAAUUUCCCAGGUUUGGUAAAUAAUACCACCAUAGAUUGGAUAUUUCCUUGGCCAUUACAAGCUCUGAUUGCCGUAGCCUCAGUUUUCCUCAAAGAAUACCCCAGAAUACCAGAGCAAUACAGAGAAAGUAUUAUAGAUCAUGUUGUAUAUGUCCAUAACACGGUGAUUCAAUAUAGCGUAGAGUUUCUCACAAAACUGCGAAGGAAGAAUUAUGUUACUCCUAAACAUUAUUUAGAUUUCAUUAACACUUACCUGCGGCUGCUGGAAGAAAAGGAUAAUUAUAUAAACUCACAAUGUGAAAGACUGAAGAGUGGUUUGACUAAAAUAGCCGAAGCUAGUGGAGAACUAGACAUUCUCAAUAAAAAGUUGGCCAAACAAAAAAUCAUCGUGACACAGGCGACGAAAGAAUGUGAAGCCAUGUUAGCAGAAAUAGAAGUUGGUACGAAAAAAGCCACUGAUAAAAAAGAUGUUGCAUCACUGAAAAGUACAGAAAUCGAAGAACAAGCAAGAAUUAUAAGCAUAGAGCAAGCAGAAGCUGAAGACGCACUAUCUGAAGCCUUACCCGCUCUGGUUAAAGCUCGACUGGCACUAUCUGAUCUUGAUAAAUCCGAUAUAACUGAAAUUCGAUCAUUCGCAACGCCGCCAGAACCAGUCCAGACCGUCUGCGAAUGCGUUCUAAUCCUAAGAGGCUAUAAGGAAAUUUCAUGGAAAGCUGCCAAAGGAAUGAUGGCUGAAAGUAAUUUCCUGAGGAGUCUUCAAGAAAUGAACUGUGACGUGAUUACACAAGCACAGCAAAGAGCUUGCAAGGCACACAUGAAAAAAUCAACAAAAUUGGAAGACAUGGCUACUAUCAGUAAGGCCGGUUACGGUUUAUUGAAGUUCGUUCAAGCUGUACUUGGGUACUGUGCAGUAUACAAAGAGGUUAGACCGAAACAAGAGAGAGUGGAACAGUUACAAAAUGAUUAUAAUGCGGCAAAGCGAUUUUUGGAAAAGCUCUAUAAUGAAAUCACUCGACUCGAGGACGAUCUGAAUAAACUGAAUGAAAAGUAUGCUGCCGCGAUGAAACGAAGAAUGGAACUACAAGAGGAGACUGAUAUAAUGAUGAGAAGGCUUCAGGCUGCCGAUAAAUUGAUAUCAGGCUUGAGUUCAGAGCAAGCUCGAUGGACGGAAGAUCUGAAACAACUGUAUCUGGAAAAGGAGCGCCUGGUUGGAAACUGUUUGUUGUGUUCCGGAUUUCUCGCCUACUGCGGACCAUUUACUUACGAAUUCAGAAGGGAAAUGGUAUACAUAGAAUGGCAAAAAGAUAUAUUAGCAAAAGAAAUUCCGUUAUCUCAACCAUUUAGGUUAGAAAAAAAUUUGACUACAGAUGUUGAAAUUAGCACAUGGACGUCGGAAAAUCUUCCGCCAGAUGAACUUUCUGUCCAGAACGGCAUACUUACAAUCAGGUCGUCUAGAUUUCCGCUGUGUAUUGACCCACAGCAACAAGCUCUGAAUUGGAUUAAAAAAAGGGAAGAGAAAAAUAACUUGAAGAUCCUCAGUUUCAGUGACUCAGACUUCCUGAAACAUUUAGAUAUGGCUAUCAAAUACGGAUCCCCGGUUCUAUUUCAAGACGUAGAUGAUUAUAUUGAUCCCGUGGCUGAAAACGUUAUACAAAGAAAUCUAAAGAGUAUAGGAGGUAGAGUUUUUGUCAUCCUCGGAGAUAAAGAAGUUGAUUGGGAUCCGAACUUCAGAUUGUAUAUGACAACUAAGUUCGCGAAUCCUAUAUUUAAUCCAUCAGCAUACGCAGUUGCGAUUGUAAUUAAUUACACAGUGACGUUAUCUGGAUUAGAAGAUCAGCUUCUAAGUGUGGUUGUCAGAAAUGAGCGUCCAGAUCUAGAAGAACAGCGGGAACAUUUGAUAGCUGAGACUAGUGUGAACAAAAGUCUGUUACAAGUUCUGGAAGACUCACUUCUCAGGGAGUUAUCUACAACAACGGGCAAUAUGCUGGAUAAUGUGGAGCUCAUAACCACGCUAGAGAAUACCAAAACAAAGGCUACGGAGGUAAUGGAGAAGCUUACACUCGCUAUUGAAACCUCCAAAGAUAUCGAUAAAUUGAGAGACGGAUACCGUUCCGUUGCCAAAAGAGGAGCUGUGCUGUUUUUUGUCUUGUCAGAUAUGGCAGGUGUCAAUGCUAUGUACCAAUAUUCUUUGGCUUCUUAUCUGGAGGUUUUUGCCUACUCCUUGAGAAAAGCUAUGCCUCACACUCUGCUCAUGAGACGGUUGCAGAAUAUCAUCAAUACACUCACCAAAAAUGUUUACGACUAUGGAUGUACUGGAAUUUUUGAGAAACACAAGCUCUUGUACUCAUUCCAAAUGACUGCCAAACUGGAACAGAAUGAGAAGAAUAUUUCACAAGCUGAACUUGACUUCUUUAUCAAGGGUUCAGUCAGCCUGGAAAAGUCAACUCGCGAAUGUCCAGCGAAGUGGCUUUCCUCUCAAGGCUGGGAAAACAUCAUGAAGUUGUCCAACGAUUUCCAAGAUACCUUUAGUAAACUCCCCCAAGAUAUCGAACACAAUCUCGAUGUGUGGGGAGAGUGGUACGAUAUGGAUGCACCAGAAGAAGCCGACUUCCCCUGCGACUAUAAACAAAAUUGUACACCUUUUCAAAUAUUAAUGUUGCUCAGGUGUUUUCGAAUCGACAGAGUGUAUAGAGCCGUGGGAAAUUAUAUAACGGCAAUAAUGGGAGAAGAGUACAUUAUGCCUCCAGUCAUUAGUUUGGAUAACAUCUACGAGCAGAGCAGCCCCUUGACACCCGUUGUAUUCAUUCUCAGUCCGGGUUCGGAUCCAACAGCAGAAUUAAUGAAGCUGGGAGACAGAUGUGGUUUUGGCGGUGGAAAAUUCAAAUAUCUUUCAUUGGGACAAGGACAAGAGCCGACUGCACUGAACCUAUUAGAUAUAGCAAUCUCCAGAGGGCAGUGGUUGAUGUUUCAGAACUGUCACCUCCUCAUUUCAUUCAUCAAAAGACUCGAGAAACAGCUAGAAAAAAUCAGCAAACCCCAUCCAGAUUUCAGGUUGUGGCUAACUACUGACCCGGUGGAGACUUUUCCAAUCGGAGUACUGCAAAGAUCUUUGAAAGUCGUUACCGAACCGCCUAACGGUCUCAAGUUGAACCUGCGUAAUACAUACUUCAAAAUGAGAGCACAGACACUGGAAUCUUGUCCUCACCCCGCGUACAAAUCACUGAUCUACGUGCUUGCCUUUUUUCACGCUGUUGUGCAAGAGAGGCGUAAGUAUGAUAAAAUCGGUUGGAAUAUUUGCUACGAUUUCAAUGAGUCCGACUUCAACGUUUGCGUCAUGAUUCUCAAUACUUACCUAAGUAAAGCGAUCAAGGCUAAGGAUUCUAGGAUACCUUGGAAUAGUCUCAAAUACCUAAUAGGUGAAGUGAUGUAUGGAGGAAGAGUUAUAGAUGAUUUCGAUAGAAGAAUAGUGGCUACUUAUAUGGACGAGUAUAUGGGGGACUUUUUAUUCGAUACAUUCCAACCUUUUCAUUUCUACAAGGACAAUACGGUGGAUUAUGUUAUUCCCCCAGACGGAGAGAAGGAUAAUUAUAUAGAUUUCAUCGAUGAGUUACCAUUAACAAAUAGUCCAGAUGUCUUUGGGUUGCACCCAAAUGCGGAAAUUGGAUAUUACACUCAAGCUACAAAAGAAAUGUGGAGACUAUUGAUUGAGUUACAGCCUCAAACUUCUAUGUCUGGAGAGGGAAUAAGCAGGGAGGAGUUCAUAGAUUCUGUUGCGAAGGAUAUACUAAAAAAAAUCCCAGAGGAGUAUGAAAUUUGGAAAGUAAAGCGUUAUUUUCAACGGAUGAUGUCACCCACCGUGAUUGUUCUCCUUCAGGAGCUGGAGAGAUUUAACAAGCUCAUAAACACGAUGAGAAGGACUUUGACGCAGUUACAGAAAGCUCUAUCAGGAGAAAUAGGUAUGGACAGUGUGCUGGAUAACGUCGCUUAUUCGUUAUACAACGGUCAGUUACCGAACGCAUGGAGGAAACUAGCACCCGCUACAUGCAAGAACUUGGGAGGAUGGAUGGAGCAUUUUGAGAUGCGCCAACAACAAUACUUCACAUGGGUAACAACAUGAUCAACAUGCAUCACGUAACUUUGUAUAAUUUUGAUACCACAAUCAAUUAUUGUGACAGGAACGACACUGUUAUUACCGUUUUUUUUUCGGUUUCAACGGCUACUCGUUUUGAAAUGCAA
Messenger RNA from Leptinotarsa decemlineata (Colorado potato beetle), 12910 nucleotides. It is a transcript of the gene Dhc98D, whose product is annotated as Dynein heavy chain at 89D. Gene Ontology annotation, biological process: microtubule-based movement. Lineage: Eukaryota; Metazoa; Arthropoda; Insecta; Coleoptera; Chrysomelidae. Gene Ontology annotation, cellular component: dynein complex. Gene Ontology annotation, molecular function: ATP binding; minus-end-directed microtubule motor activity; ATP hydrolysis activity. The record is from RefSeq and is a predicted model, not a curated record.